ACGUCGAUAUUUGAUAAUGUGAUACAUUUUAAAGUGGUAAUUUAAUGCUAGGUAUUGCUAAGUAAAAGGGGUAUAAAACUGUACUAAUAUUGCAUUUUAAGUGUUUGACGGAAAUUUACUACUUAAUUGUAUGGAGCAGUUUAUUUUCGUUAUAUAGUUGUAAAUUUGAGGUUAAUUUUAAAAAGAUUCAGAUCGGAGUUUGUUAACUAAAGAAAUUAAACGUUCAGGUAUGGCGAAUGAGAAGUUAACGAUGCAAGCUUUGAUUGAACACGAUCGAGUACAACCGAAAUUAAAAGCGACAGGAACAUCAAACUCUUCUACAGUCAUUAAAGAGAAUGCCUCAAUCAAAAGUGGCGAUGCUGUUCCAAAGAGAAGAAGAAACCCAUCAUCAAGUGAUACAAAAUCUCAGAAAUCAGUGUCCAUGGCACCGCCAAAAACGGGUAUAAAUUUCUUUCGAAUAGUGGCAGCAACCAAAGCAUGGCAAAGACUAGCAAAACAGAGAGCAGCCAAAAGGUCUCCGAAACUAACACCGAAGUGCGAAAAUACGUACAGACUAGAACCGGCGGAAGGCCAACAUUUCUCUCCGCAGAAAGUAGAACUCGUCAUGAAAAACGUUAUUGAAAACCACCCCGGACUAGAUCAAUAUAACCAUAUCCGUAGUAAACUCUUAGUACGAGAUUUAUCCGAGAAGAUAAACGAGAAAGUGAAAGAACUAGAUUUCCCGAGGUAUAAGCUUGUGUGUAAUGUUAUUAUCAUGGAGAAAAAAGAUCAGGGAGUAAAUAUCGCUAGCAGGUGUAUAUGGAACCAACAAACAGACAAUUUCGCAUCUUACACGUAUAAGAAUGGUGCAGCGAUAGUUGUGGCCUAUGUUCAUGGUGUAUAUCUGGAAUAAAUGGAAGGAUAACUGUAACCAUGUUCUGUUUAUGAUGUUCGCUUCUGUUUCGUAAAAAACGUGCUUUUUGGAAGAAAAAAACAACAGUUUUUGAUUGAUUGGAUAUAUAUUGAAAAACGGAACUAAUAAAGCAGUCCUUGUUUUCGAUAUAUUAGCCAUUUAAAAUUUUGCGGGUAACAAUUGUCCUUGGAUUUGAUACAAACCCAUUGGCAUCUUUUUUCAUUCAAAAACUAUGAAAAAAACAAGGAUUUUAUAAAUGUUGGCGGCGUUGGCGAAUUUGGCAAACAGUUAUGAUUUCAAUAAUUUAAAAUGUUGGCGAAGUUGUCGAACAGGUAAUGAUUUCGACAAUUUAAAAUGUUGGCGACGAAGCCAAACAUUACGAAGUUUUACACAAUCCUGUACCUGAAUAGAAUAUCUAGAGAAAAAUCAAAAACAUGGGGAGCAAAAAUUCUCAAACCGUAUAAUUACACAUAGAUAAUACAAAAUGAUUUGAUAUUUUUAUGCAUUUGGACGAAUAUGGUAUGGUAGUGUAUAUUGUUUGCGGCUCUUUCUGUCUGAUGUCUUUGUUCACAUCAACUUUAGUCCUGUUGGUUGAAAAAGUUUAAAACACUUUUCUUGGUUUAAAAGGGAUGGUGAUAUGAGGGAUUCCGUGCUAUACCAGUUUCAGUGGAAAAAGAAGAAGAAACACGAAUUGGAGAAACAACUGUUGCAUUUUUUUAUUACAGUAUGUUUAUCCUUCAUCAUAAACUGACGUUUUUAGUGUGUUCUUUUCGAUAAUUCCUAUUUGAAAAAAGUAAUGCAGCAGACUUGGUUUGAUAAUUUUUCUAGAUCGUACCGCGUAUAGAUAUGGAUCAAAAAUGCACUACAUCUGUUAUUUUGAGUUUGAGUUUAAUUUGUUAUUUCUUUUUCUCCUUUAAUUCCUUUAAAAAAAUUCUUCGAAUUCCUGCAUUAUUAAUAUUAUAACACAAAGUUGUCAA
Molecule: messenger RNA, 1869 nt
Organism: Mytilus trossulus (common blue mussel)
Lineage: Eukaryota; Metazoa; Mollusca; Bivalvia; Mytilida; Mytilidae
Product: dynein light chain Tctex-type protein 2B-like
Exons: 3
Coding region: 230-892 (220 amino acids)
Biological process (GO): microtubule-based movement
Cellular component (GO): cytoplasmic dynein complex; cytoplasm
Molecular function (GO): dynein intermediate chain binding
Source: RefSeq, a predicted model, not a curated record